Messenger RNA from Naegleria lovaniensis, 2019 nucleotides. RefSeq lists its product as uncharacterized. The record is from RefSeq and is a predicted model, not a curated record. Gene Ontology annotation, biological process: regulation of DNA-templated transcription; response to oxygen levels; cyclic nucleotide biosynthetic process. NCBI's taxonomy places the organism in Eukaryota, Heterolobosea, Eutetramitea, Acrasida, Naegleriidae. The coding region runs from base 1 to 2019 and encodes 672 amino acids. Gene Ontology annotation, molecular function: guanylate cyclase activity. Gene Ontology annotation, cellular component: guanylate cyclase complex, soluble. The transcript has 2 exons.
AUGUCACUGCUCACUGCAGAUGAUUUAUUUCAACGAUUAGAUAGUCAUUUAUCCAAUGGAAGAAGAUUCAAAUCGACCACCAAACUCGCUAUUCAUCACAAAGGAGAGUCAGGAAAUCCAUUUGCUAUGGGUGUCAGAAAAUCGUUAAAUGCCAAUUCCAACAAUAACACGGAUUUGGCACCACUCAAAGUCUUAUCAGGAGGGAGUACGUUAAUGGCCCUCUCGAAAGAAACAAAAUCAUCCAAUACAACAACAACAACAACAGACGACGUUAAAUCUCCUGUUGGGACAUCAGUUCCUUUCAAGAGAGGAAUAAGUUCUCGUCUCAUGUCCUCCAUGACGAGUCGUUCAAAAUUAAAUGUAGUCGAUCUCAUGUCUGACACCAUGUCAGAAGCAUCUUCAGUGUUUAGUUCUUCAUCGGAUCGAUUAAGUAUGAUGAGUGAAUUUGGUAAAUCCAUGUUCAAGAAAUUGAAAAAACAAGCUCAAAAAGAAGUGAAUGAAAGUGAAUUCCUUCAACUCAAUGAUGUUGUGGAUCAAAUGAUGACGUGUGGAUUUCCAGUGAUUAUCUUUGAUCGGAAUUGUACCAUUGAAUACUUGAAUCCUGAGGCAGAGAAUGAAUUUGGAAUGCGAACCUUUGCAGUGUUGGGUGAACAUGUGAGUCAAUUAUUUGUCGAAGAAACUGUCAUUCAAAUUCAAGACGCAGUAUUACAAUUUUUAGGAUCUGAAGAAUUAACAGAAGCUAGUUUGAUGAUGAAUCAACAAGAGGAAGAACUUCUCAUUACGCCUUAUUCAGAAUUGAGUCGAACUGAAAAAUUAACACGAAAACAAGAUCUCUCCAUUGAACGAAUGUUUCGUGCCAAAUCUACACUCACGAAAAAGGUCUUCAAUUGCCGAACGAAAAUCAUUACUGUGAAAAAGUAUGGUGAAAUACAUUUCUGUGCGUACAUGCAGAAAAUUAAAUUAUCUCAGGAUGAAGAGAAGGAAAUGGCCAAUUUAGCUCUCAGUGAAACAAUUACGGAAAAUUCAAUCAUGCCCAUAGUUUCAAGUAAUGAAAAGGGAAUUAUACAAAUAUUCAAUGCAGCUGCUUCCACAGUUUUUGGUUAUUCCAAGCAGGAAGUGUUGGGAAAGAAUGUAAAAAUGUUGUGUAAUCCCAAACAUCGAAAAAAACAUGAUUACUUCAUGGAGAGGUAUCUAAAAACUAAGGAAAAGAGAAUGGUUGAUAAUGUGAGGUUUGUUAAGGGAGAAUCAAAAUCAGGAGAGUCUCUGAAAUUGGAGAUUAAGCUUUCUGAAAUUUUCACAUCAGGUUCGACACAGCCUCAAUUUGUUGCCUUUUUCAGAGAUGCAAAAACCAUGAUCACAAAGGAAGAGCAUUUGGCCAAUAUUGCUGAUAAAAUCUAUCCAAAGAAUAUUGCACAACGAUUGAGUAUGGGCCAGAAAGUGAUCGAUUCUCUUGAUAUAUGUACUCUAUUGUUUGCUGACAUUGUUGGUUUCACAGAAAUGGCCAGAGGUAAAAAACCAGAUGAAGUCGUGAAAAUUCUGCAUGAAAUGUUUGGAUACUUUGACGACAUUUGCUAUACCAACAAGACCGAGAAAAUCAAAACUAUUGGUGAUGCCUACUUUUUAGCGAGUGGAAUUCCUCAAGCAGAUCGAUAUCAUGCAGAAAAUUGUGUGAAAUGUGGUCUUCAAAUGAUCCAUAGUGUUCAGGAAUUUGUUCAAAAACACGACUUUAACCUCAAGGUCAGAAUUGGUAUUCACACAAGUAAUGACAUCAUUGCAGCAGUGGUGGGAAAGGUCAAACGAACGUAUGAUCUCUUUGGAACUGGAGUGGCCGUCACUCAACUCAUCGAAGCCACAGGAAAAGUGAAUCAAGUUCACAUUUCCAAUGAUUGCUAUGUUAAUCUAGUGUCUCCAGAAUUGAAAGACAAAUUCUACCCAUGCUUUGAAAGCUGUGAAACUCUGCAGCAUGACAAACUAGGAGAAGUGGUCAUACCUCAGUCCACAUACAUUACAAAAUUGUGA